UUACACUUUGAAAAAUUGUGAGAUGGAGUGCGAGGCUCGAAAUAUGCUGGCUUUAUGCAAAUGUGUGUUGUAUUACAUGCCUAAAAACAAAACCACGCGGGUUUGCGGUAAAGCCGACGCGAACUGCUAUUCUAAUAUAAGUUUUAUUAGAAAAGGCCGUCAACAGUCAUGCGAAGAGUGCCUGCCGGCGUGCACAGAGAUCUCAUACUACGAGCGUAUGAGCUCCGCCAGACUGAGCAAGGCGAUGGUCGAGCAGUACGCGAAGCGGCUCAGCGGCAACAAGACGGCUGAAUAUGUCACAAACAACAUGCUUAUAAUCCACUUUUAUUUUGAGGACCGCACUUUUACAAGGUACACCAAAGGCGAAAUAUUCGGUCUGACGGAGUUCUUGUCGAACACUGGAGGGCUACUGGGCCUGUGCAUGGGCUUCAGUAUGAUGAGCCUAGUAGAACUGAUCUACUACGUGACGCUGCGCGCUCUUUGCCAGUCGCGACGGAGACCUAAGCAUCACUUCACACAAUAACUCUGGGUGGAGUGACAUUCGAUUUCGAACCGUAAUACUUAUGUAAUAGAACUGGUUUUGUUCUACGCUUCGCAGC
Molecule: messenger RNA, 599 nt
Organism: Cydia splendana
Lineage: Eukaryota; Metazoa; Arthropoda; Insecta; Lepidoptera; Tortricidae
Product: pickpocket protein 28-like
Exons: 5
Coding region: 23-523 (166 amino acids)
Biological process (GO): sodium ion transmembrane transport
Cellular component (GO): plasma membrane
Molecular function (GO): ligand-gated sodium channel activity
Source: RefSeq, a predicted model, not a curated record